Molecule: messenger RNA, 1162 nt
Organism: Impatiens glandulifera
Lineage: Eukaryota; Viridiplantae; Streptophyta; Magnoliopsida; Ericales; Balsaminaceae
Product: 2-alkenal reductase (NADP(+)-dependent)-like
Exons: 5
Coding region: 3-1136 (377 amino acids)
Molecular function (GO): 2-alkenal reductase [NAD(P)H] activity
Source: RefSeq, a predicted model, not a curated record
AUAUGAAUACAGGUCUCUUCUUACAGUUACAGAGAGAAACAGAGGUCAUGGCGACGGCGGCGACGGCAACGGCGGCGGCAGAGGCGACGGCGACGGAGGUUAGUAAUAAGCAGGUGAUUUUGAAGAAUUAUGUAAGCGGAUUCCCGAAGGAAUCCGAUAUGGAGGUAAGAACUACUAGAAUCCGCCUCAAACUUCCAGAAGCUUCUUCUAACGCCAUUCUGGUAAAGAAUCUUUACCUCUCCUGCGAUCCAUACAUGCGAGGUCGCAUGAACAACUCCCAACAAAGCUACAUUCAAUCCUUUACCCCUGGCUCUCCAUUAACAGGAUAUGGUGUAGCUAAGGUAUUGGAUUCUACACAUCAAGAUUUCAAGAAAGAUGACUUGAUUUGGGGACAUACAGGAUGGGAAGAGUAUAGCAUCAUCACCACCACAGAAUCAUUGUUCAAGAUUCAACACAGUCACGACGAUAUUCCGCUUUCUUACUACACUGGAAUCCUUGGUAUGCCUGGUAUGACUGCUUAUGGUGGUUUUUACGAGCUCUGUUCUCCUAAGAAAGGAGAGACUGUUUUUGUUUCUGCUGCCUCUGGAGCUGUUGGCCAGCUAGUUGGUCAAUUUGCCAAGAUCUUAGGCUGCUAUGUUGUUGGAAGUGCUGGAACUCAAGAAAAGGUGGAUUUGUUAAAGAACAAGUUGGGGUUUGACGACGCUUUUAACUAUAAAGAAGAGCCUGAUCUAAAUGCAGCUCUUAAGAGGUACUUUCCGGAUGGCAUUGAUAUUUACUUUGAGAAUGUUGGUGGAAAGAUGUUGGACGCGGUUCUGGUGAAUAUGAGAGUUCACGGGCGUAUUUCUGUUUGUGGAAUGAUCUCGCAGUAUAAUCUAAACGAGACUGAAGGUGUGCACAACCUGAUGAACAUUGUUAUGAAACAAAUUCGUAUGGAAGGAUUCUUGGUGUUCAAGUACUAUCAUCUUUACCCCAAGUUUCUCGAGAUGGUUUUGGCCAAAAUCAGGGACGGCUCCAUCACUUAUGUGGAAGAUGUAGUCCAAGGCCUGGAGAAUGCACCCGCAGCACUUGUUGGACUCUUUUCUGGUCGGAAUGUUGGAAAGCAAGUGGUGGCACUUGAUAUAGAUUCGAAUAACUAGUACUUGUAGCCUUUCCAAUUCCAAUG